UUUAAAACGACAGUCAUAUCGUCAUAUGCAGUCGUAUUUACACGGCGCCGUGUCGUCAAGUUAUGGUAUAUAUUUUUAGUCACAUUAUUUUUAAUGUUGACAAAAUUUUUCACAGUUGACAUUCUCAAUUUAUUUAUUAAUUUAAAAAAUUUCAAAAUUUUCAUUUAAUAACUCCAUUAUUAUAUUUAUCUAUUUAUUAACUUCUCCCGGUUCAAAUACAACACAGUAUCAAUAAAAACAAACCUAUUUUAUGAUAACUUACUAUUUAAUAAUAAGUAUAAAUAAUUAUUUUGUUAAAUAAAUUAUAAUAGUUACUAACAAAGUUAAUUAAAUUAAUUAACACAAGUAUAAAAAAUAAAAUAAUUCAUAAUUAUGUCACUAGAUCAAACUGUCUGUGAAGAUCUCAAAGCUUUCGAAAGAAGACUUACUGAAGUUAUUGCUAGUUUGCAGCCUUCAACAUUAAGAUGGAGAAUACUCUUAGGUUUUAUUUCAAUAUGCACAGCAGUAGGAGCUUGGCAUUGGCUGACAGAUCCAAAUACAUCAGCAGUAUCAUUUACACAAAGUCUUUAUAAUCAUCCUAUUUUUGCAUUAGCUAGUAUUUUAUUAGUAAUUUUAUUCAUGUUAGGUGUCCACGGGCGUGUUAUUGCCCCAAGUAUAAUAACACAACGAGCACGAAGUGUUUUGCGUGAUUUUAAUAUGAGUUGUGACGACACUGGAAAACUUAUUCUCAAACCAACACGACCGCCGCAUCCACACGAGACCUGA
Molecule: messenger RNA, 765 nt
Organism: Microplitis mediator
Lineage: Eukaryota; Metazoa; Arthropoda; Insecta; Hymenoptera; Braconidae
Gene: Cnep1r2
Product: nuclear envelope phosphatase-regulatory subunit 1
Exons: 4
Coding region: 373-765 (130 amino acids)
Cellular component (GO): Nem1-Spo7 phosphatase complex; cytoplasm
Source: RefSeq, a predicted model, not a curated record